Messenger RNA from Tuber aestivum (summer truffle), 4430 nucleotides. The record is from the annotation of a GenBank genome assembly. NCBI's taxonomy places the organism in Eukaryota, Fungi, Ascomycota, Pezizomycetes, Pezizales, Tuberaceae.
GAGCCAGCUCGGGGUCAGCAACCUUACCGGUACUUCUGUCCUUUUGAUCACAAAAUUGUGUGUCACCCUUUGUAUGCGAGAGGCCUGGCGUGCUGAUUCCUGUACCAUAGGUGUAUUAAUUCUGAGCUCUUAGCUGCCGAGCUGCACACACAACUUUGACCCCGCAAUCCUUGUGGUUCAAAAAAUUUUCGCAGCCAGUUGUUGAGUAGUCCCUUUCGUGGAGCAUUAUCCAACGGUACGAGUACGGCCCACGCACCAGUAGCACCGUUCACCUCAAGCCUCGCCUCGCAUAUAUUUACUGGUACCGGUGCCAUCCCCCUCGUCCGCACUAUUAUCCUCCUCCGUAUUCCCCUCUCAUUUUCACCCGACCACUACGCCCCUUUUCCCCGAGCUAUAGUUCACCGCCAAACUUCGCCAUUAAGCGUCUAAUUUUCUUCCUCUUUGUGAAGGAGCUCGGGCAUCCUUCUCCACCUAGAGGAAAUCUGGCAAAUUUGUCCACCAUGACCGGAACUCAUUUCAAGAAGACCGUCCAAUUCAAGGCUAACUAUGCCCCCAGUGUUAUCACUAAAUAUGAAUCUCAAAACACCGGAAUGUCUGCGGUGGUGGUUGACAGAGAGGGUCCAAAGGUUCUUGGAUACUUUACCCUGGCUACGGAGAUCUUGGAUGAUUCAGGAGCUCCGCAUACCUUAGAACACCUAUGCUUCAUGGGCUCCAAGAGCUACCGUUACAAAGGGGUUUUGGAUAAGAUGGCAAGCAGGUACGGAUUCCCAAUGGUAGUGCCUUGUCCAAUCCUCUGCUUGGACAAGUCAUUAGCUGUGCCCUUGGAACCCUUCAUUGAUUUAUUUAUUAUAGGGCAUACUCUCAUACGAAUGCCUGGACCGCCACGGACCAUACGGCAUAUACUCUCGAGAGUGCUGGCUGGGAAGGUUUUGGUCAGAUUCUGCCGGUUUACCUCGAACAUGUCCUCCUCCCUAUCAUAACCGACAGUGCAUGCUAUACUGAGGUCCACCACAUCGAUGGUGAAGGGCAAGAUGCAGGGGUUGUCUACUCCGAGAUGCAAGGCGUAGAAAAUACAGCAAGCACACUGACCGGUCUUGAAGCCGUCAGGAAGUUAUAUCCAGAGGGAGUUGGCUUUAGAUACGAAACCGGGGGGAUGAUGGGUGCCCUGAGGGUUCUGACAAGCGACAGGAUCCGGGAGUUUCACAAAGAUAUGUAUCAGCCGAAAAAUCUGUGCGUUGUGAUAGUGGGGGAGAUAGUCCACGAAGAGUUGCUGAAAAUUCUGGAUGAGUUUGAGGAUUCUAUAAUGGGGGAUAUCCCAGACCCAAAUGCUCCCUGGCGAAGGUUCGAGCCCCCCGGUUUUACUGGCGUUAUCGGAUCAUGCUAAACGUUUCAUAGGCCUUGGAUCGAAUCGAAGCCAGUCCCACAAUUAACCAAUUCAUCCAUAUCCACGGUUGAAUUUCCAGAAAAGGAUGAGUCUAGGGGGGAAGUGGUCGUUGGUUUCUUGGGUCCUGACUGCACUGAUCCCAAAUCAGCGGCUGCCCUCGAAACUCUUGGCACAUUUCUCACUGGCUCAUCGGUCUCUGUUUUGGAGAGCCAAUUGGUGGAAUGUGAAGACCCUGUUGCCUCUAGCGCCAUGCUCUACGUGGAAGACAGACCAGAUUCUUUGAUCUGGCUGUCACUCUCCAGUGUCUCUACGAAACGUCUCGCGGAAGCCGAGCAAAGACUCUUCGAAGCGCUGAAGAAAACGGUCGACGAGCCUUUGGACUUUAAGUACAUGCAGGAGUGCUUGAGACGUACCAAACGGCAGAAAAAAUACGGCUUCGAGAACUCCGGAGAGUAUUUUGCUACUCCAGUUAUUACGGAUCAUCUUUUUGGAAAGCGAGAUGGCAGUACUUUGAAGAACAUUGAAACUCUCUCCUGGUACGAUGAACUUGAGAAAUGGAGUGAGAAGGAUUGGAGAGAAUUCAUAAGAAAAUGGAUUGCGGAAAAUAAGCAUGUCUCUGUUUUGGGCCGCCCAUCCGCAAAGCUGGCCAAGAGUAUCGAAGAGGGCGAGAAGGCAAGGAUAGCUGCAAGAAAGAAGGAGCUAGGUGAGGAAGGUCUUAAGAGGCUCCAGGAAAGGCUGGAGGAGGCAACUGCGGACAACGAGAGAGAAAUUCCAGAAGAGCUCCUAGGGAAAUUUCCCGUUCCCGGCAUAGAUUCGAUUCAUUUUAUCAAAACCGGUGUAAGCCCUUCCCUUCCCAAUGCAACAUUAGCCUGGGGCUAAUCCUUUCUGAAGACUGCAAGGGCUGGACUGGCGGCUAAAGAAUGGAAAACGUGAGUGAUAUCCUAUGAAUCCAUACCCGAAGUCACUAACCGGUUCUUACAUACAGGGAUACCGAAGCCCAAAAAAUCAUCGACAAAGACUCAGUAGGUAUCCCACUGUACUUGCACUACGAGAACGUUACCUCAAAUUUCGUCAAAAUUGUUUUCCUAAUCUCCACCGAGUCGAUCCCUGUGGAACGGCGCCCUUUGCUGGCGGUGUAUCUCGAAAAUUUCUUUGAUACCCCAGUGGUGAGGGACGGUGUGAGAAUCGAAUUUGAGCAGGUUGUGGCGGAGUUGGAAAGGGACACAGUGGAUUAUGAUAUCGGCUCGGCUUCUUAUAUGGAUGCUGCGGAAAACAUCAGAAUUAACUUCCGGAUAGAGCCAGAAAAAUACGAGGUGGCCAUAAAAUGGCUACGGGAGUUAAUGUGGGACAGUAUAUUCGAUAAAAAGGUACCGGAUAUUAUCCCCCUCGGAAGAAUAUCAGGAGAUCCGCUGACUUGAUUAUUAGCGCCUUGCUACCACACUUACAAAAAUGAAGAGCGACAUUCCCGAGGGAAAGCGGCAGGGAAACCAAGUGAGUCUCUAGCUUAUCCUAAUGUCUUUCCUACGCUCUAAUAUUUGUUGUAGAUGAGCUGGUCUGUAGCCCGCAUGGUUGCUUAUUCCCGCAGCUCCGUUUCCCGGGCUCAAGAUACUCUCACCAAAGCGUUGUACCUUAAGCGUAUCAGCAAGCUUCUUGAUGACAAGCCGGAACAAGUCAUAGAGCAAUUCGAGGAGUUGCGCCAAACGUUUGCCAAGAUCGACAAUUUUCGUAUACUUGUGGUCGGAGAGCUGACAAAACUAAAAAAUCCAGUUUCAGCCUGGAAAUUUUUUGCCUCUGAUCGGCCAUUUGUAGGUCUUGGGGGAAACUAAAUACCUUUUUUAAUUAGCAGGCAGGAUCAGUACUAACUUGAUGCAAUAUGACUAGAGCGGCAAGCUAUUACCUAUCGACCGCAGGGGACCACGGCUCACACCUGAGGGAACAAACCCAGGAAAGGUCACGCAUAUCGUCCCACUUGCAACUAUUGACUCCUCCUUCUCAAUCCAUUUCGCUAUUGGACCCGAUAGCCCAAACCAUCCUAAACUCCCAGCGCUCCUCCUGGCUAUAUCAUAUCUUGAUGCCGUCGAGGGCCCCCUAUGGAGGUAAGUCAUAAAUUUUCCUUCGACAUUGUCCCUUUGUACUAAUUCCCGAGGGCAAAGGGCUGUUCGGGGAACCGGAUUGGCUUACUCAACCCAUUUCGUGAAAGACCUGGAUGCCGGUCAUCUGUUUUACACCAUUUACCGUUCUCCUGAUGCUUAUAAAGCAUGGGAGGCGUCGAGGAAAGUGAUAAAUGAUCACAUAGAUGGGACUGUCGCAUUCAAUAAGCACGCUCUAGAGGGCGCACUCAGCGGAAUAGUUGUCUCGUUUGCCGAUGGAGAAUCCACUCUAUCUGCUGCCGCCACUUUAUCUUUCAUCAACCAGGUCGUCCACAACCAGUCAAAGGACUAUAACAUGCAAUUAUUGAGGAGGGUGAAAGAGGUGUCAGUAGAUGAUCUGAGGAACAUUCUCAAAGAAUUUUUGCUGCCAAUAUUCCAAUACGAUACCAGUAACAAUAUUAUUGUUACCGCACCGGUGAAAACUGACGUGAGUUUUUACCCUUAUCUCCGAAGUGGUCUGGUUUUGACGUGGGCGGCCGCUAACCGUUUCUCCCAAUGAUAAAGUCCAUCAAAGCGGCAUAUGAAAAGGAAAAUUUCACCGUCGCAGUCAAUCCCUUGUCAUUCUUCCAAGAUGAUUAUGGAUUGAAGUAUGGGUUGAAAGACGGACAAGAGGAGGAGGACGACAAAGACGAUGAUAGCGACGAUAAUGAUGAGGAGGAUGAGGGAGAUGAUGAUGGCGAAGAUAGCGAAGAUAGCGAAGAUGAGUAAGGCCGAGCUCGCAAAAUGUUAGAGGGAUAGAGAUACUAGAGAUUUGCUAGAUCCCUGGGUAGAAUCACGGCUGGAUGUAUUUGGAUCUACUAGAGACCAGGCCGAAGGCGCUCAAUUGGGCAUUACUGAGACUUUUCAUACUGCUGCUCUCGCUCCUGAUGUGACUCUAUGCAUGCAUCCCCCUCUCC